CCAACUGUCUUAGGAUAAAUGCAACAAGAAUUGCUCAAAAGAAAGAAAUAUACUCCGUACAAUAAUUACAUCACUACAAGUACCCCCAUUUCCAACACAACUAAGUGAACUAACCUUACUUUCAACAAAACAAAAAAAAGACUAACAAAACUCCUGAUGAGAAAACCAGACUUCUCAGGGCUGCUGCCUCUAAUGGCAGUGAUUCUAUUGCCCUUCUUAAGGGCAACUCCCCUAAAGAUUCCCCACAAAAACAUCACCACAGACCAAAUUGCCCUUCUUGCUCUAAAAGCCCACAUCACCCAAGACCCUACAAGCCUCUUGGCAGCCAACUGGUCCCAAACCACCUCCCCAUGCCACUGGGUUGGGGUAACCUGUGGCUCCAAGCACCAAAGGGUCACUGCCCUCAACUUGCCCCAGAUGAACCUCACGGGUACCCUCCAGCCCCACUUGGGGAACCUGUCCUUCCUCGCCCGCCUCGACCUCCGCUCCAACCGCUUCGGUGGCACGAUACCCGCCGAGUUGGCUCGGUUGCGCCGGUUGAAGCAUCUCAACUUGGGAAACAACCGCUUUCGCGGCGAAAUCCCGCCGUGGCUCGCCGCCUUCCCGCAGCUCCGGAACUUGUCUCUGAGCAACAAUGGGUUCUCGGGAGUGGUUCCUUCUGGUCUGGGGAAUCUGACCAAACUGGAGAUUUUGAUGUUGGGUGGAAAUGAUUUGGAAGGGAAGAUUCCUGCUUCUUUUGGGAAUCUCUCAAGGUUGAUUGUCUUGGAUUUGGAAAAUAAUCACCUCUCAGGCUCUCUUUCAUCAGAAAUAUUUGAUGGCCUCUCUCAAUUAUUGUUCUUAAAUUUGGGUAAGAACAAAAUUUCUGGUACAAUUCCUAGGAGUUUAUUCAAAUGCAACCGAAUCAGAAACAUCAAUUUGAAUUACAAUGAAUUGGAAGGGACGAUCCCAUUAGAAGUUGGCAACUUGACUUCCCUUAUAACCAUGGAUCUCUACAACAAUAACCUUUCAGGUGGGAUUCCAACCAUGCCACCUCAAUUGCUUCUGUUGGAUGUAUCAGAGAACAAAUUGUAUGGAGAAAUCCCUUGGUCAAUGUGCAAUAUGAGCAUGAUUAAUGUGUUAGACUUGUCUGAGAAUAAUUUGAGUGGAACUAUUCCUCCAUGUUUUGGAAACAUUAACUCCACCCUAACCCACUUGAAUCUUUACAUGAACAAUCUUUGGGGUAAAAUACCAGAUACCCUUUUCGGAAAAACCUGUGCACUAAAAGGUUUGCGCAUCAACAACAAUCACUUUGAAGGGCAAUUGCCACAAUCUUUCACCAAUUGCAAAGAUUUUCAGGUCAUUGAUUUGGGAAACAAUAUGUUCCAAGAUACCUUCCCUCACUGGCUUGGUGAUCUAAAGAAGCUACAGAUUCUUUCCCUAAGAUCCAACAGAUUCCAUGGCACCAUUGAUAACAACUCAAUGCUCCAAAUCUCUUUCCAGCAUUUGCAGAUUUUAGACCUAUCCAACAACCACUUCACUGGCCGCUUGCCCACUAAUCUCUUUGAGAACUUGGAUGCAAUCAUCAAUGGAGUUGGUUACAACGAGAACUACAUGGUUGACGAGCCGUAUGCGUGGGGCACAUAUACAGAGGAACUGAUUUACAUCAUCAUGAAAGGGUUGAAGUUGAAGUACUUUGAGAUUCCAACAACUCUAACAGUGAUUGACUUAUCGCAGAAUCGGUUCAACAAAGGGAUACCCGAGAUACUAGGAAAACUUGGGUCACUCAUAGUCCUCAAUCUGUCCCACAAUUGUCUCACGGGCCAAAUUCCUUCAUCCUUGAGUCACAUUGCAGAGCUCGAGUCUUUGGACCUCUCCUCAAACAAACUCAAUGGAAGGAUCCCCACAGAACUCGUAAAUCUCAAGUUCUUGGAGGUUUUAGACCUUUCAUGGAAUGAUCUCACUGGUCUCAUUCCUCAUGGCAAACAAUUUGACACUUUCACCAAUGAUUCUUACGUUGGAAACAUUGGUUUAUGUGGAUUUCCACUUGCAAAACGGUGCGUUGAUUAUGAUGAGAGUUUAGAACCUCCUCCACCUCCCCAAGAACUUGGAAGAUCAUCAACCAGUUGGAAAUUUCCUCUAUUGACAGGAUAUGGAUGCGGGCUAGUGUUCGGACUGAGUUUGGGUUAUCUUAUGUGCACAACGGGAAAACCGUUCUGGUUCAAUCAAUUCAUCGACAGAGUCGGUAUACGUAUUUAUCAUUACUUGAAAUACAUAUAAAAAAUAUGCAAUGGAUCAGAAUAUAAAGCAUGGAUAUCAUUAUUCCCAGAAUAAGCUUAUAUGUUCUUCUCAAUUGGGGCAAAAACCAAUCACACUUUCACUUGUUUGAUGCCUAUUUUUGAGAAACCCUGUGUAUUAACUAUCACCAAUGAUUUCAGUUCUAGUAUAAUUGUAUUACUUGUAAAAAAAGCCAAAACUUGUGUAUCAUAAGUGUAAUUGUGUAGUAAUAUCUUACAUUUUUAGUAUGAUCUACAUGUUACGUAGUAAUAUCUUACAAUUCUACAGUGGAUUUUAGUUGAUAAG
Molecule: messenger RNA, 2559 nt
Organism: Cuscuta campestris
Lineage: Eukaryota; Viridiplantae; Streptophyta; Magnoliopsida; Solanales; Convolvulaceae
Source: the annotation of a GenBank genome assembly